CUCUCGGACCAGUUGACUUUUUAUUCGAAGGUCAGUGAUUCAACUCUGACGUGAUCGAAAAGAUUUUUGCAACUUGUGGAAACGAAAAAAUCCUAGCUUUUGUCAUUGUUUUUCUAGACUUUUCCAUAUCCAGUUGAUUUAAUUUCCAAGCGCCUUUAUAACUCUUUAUGGCAACAAUUGUAUAACAUGACUUCAGAAGACAAGAAAGCAAUUCUAGACGACGACGAAGGAGACGAGACGAGGAAGAAAUGUUGCCCGUCCGUGAACCGUACUCUUCUAGUCCCAAAAGGGUUUUACUUUUUUUUCUUCUCGGCCUGGGGCUCGCUACUUCCCUACCUCGCGCUGUACUUCAAGCAGUUAAUGCUGUCUCCUAGCGAAGUAGGCAUUCUCAUGGGACUAAAACCAUUUGUGAACUUUCUAGUCAUUCCGAUUUGGGGAGCGAUUGUGGAUAAAUGUCAUAAAAGCAAACUGGUAUUAGUGAUCUCCAUGAUUGCACUCAUAACCACAACAUUCUCCCUCUCGCUCGUACCCGCGCCUAAAGAGAAGAAAGUCAUCGUUAAGCGAAUGUGUAGCAUCAGUAACGGGACCAACAAGUUCGUAGAACCGAAUUUCGUCCAUAGACCUGUCAUGGAUAACCCUGACUACGAGCUGACAGGAGAACCCGAGAUUGACAAAAUGGUAGAUAUGGAUAAGAGCAGGUAUCUUCCCUAUUUCUACAAAGGGCCCAGUCCGUGGCCUUUGGAGCUAAUAACACAAUUCAGCAUAGACGAGGACGAGGAGCACACAAAGUUCGACACGACGCCAGCGUUUAUAACUCUCUUCCUGAUCACAUUUUUUGGGACGUUGUUUUCGUCGCCGACCCUCGCCUUGGUGGACACAGCAACGAUACAACUCCUAGGAAAGGAGACGUAUAAAUAUGGCAUGCAGAGGUUGACCGGUUCGAUAGGAUGGGGGAUUGGAGCCUUCGUAGUCGGAGCGUCACUCAAGACAACCCAUAAAUGCAGUAACGAUAUCAGCUAUGAGAUCGUUGACUACAUUCCGUGUUUCUACACUUUUGCAGUGCUCAUGUUCUUGGGGCUUGUUGUCGCCACGAGGUAUAAAUUUGACGAGAGCGCGCAGACAUCCCACGGCGGGAGUCUUCGUGUCGGUCUGCGCGCGCUCAAGAACCCUAAAUACAUCAUGUUCCUAUUCACCGCGCUUUACCUAGGCUUCCUAAUGGCGUUCAUAAAAACAUUUCUGUUCUGGCAUCUAAAGGACCUCGGUGGCACUCAACUCUUGUUUAGUAUCAUCUCCGCGGUGAACUGUUUCGCGGAGGUGAGUAUGUACUUUCUGUCAGCUAAACUGAUUAAGAAGAUAGGCCACGCGAAGGUGCUUUAUCUAGGACUCAUCUGCUACUCUAUAAGGCUCUUUUACUACUCCGCUAUCCCCAUACCUUGGUUAGUACUCGUAGUCGAGCUAUUACCAGGUAUUACUACCGCGGCGGUAUGGGCUGCCUGUCUCUCGUACGUCAGUCUUAACUCGGGCCCAGGCGCCGCUACCACGAUGCAGUGCAUUUUGCACGGGGUGCACUGGGGCCUAGGUUACGGCGCGGGUGAGGUUAUAGGAGGAGUGAUGGUGCAUCACUACGGCGCUCCAUUCACCUUCGUGUUCUUCGGAUGCUUUUGUAUCAUCGUACUAGCCAUGUAUAUGUUGAUUAAUAAUUUCUGCGGUUCGUCAGAUGAUAAUAGUGAUAGCCAAGGUUGCAAGGAAGUCUCCCAGGCGGAGUCGGAAGAAUCGGACAUUGAGAAAUAAUUUAGUUUCUUAUUGUAGCUGAUCCAAAAUAAACAGCAUUAUUCAUAA
Molecule: messenger RNA, 1839 nt
Organism: Nematostella vectensis (starlet sea anemone)
Lineage: Eukaryota; Metazoa; Cnidaria; Anthozoa; Actiniaria; Edwardsiidae
Product: major facilitator superfamily domain-containing protein 6
Exons: 1
Coding region: 187-1791 (534 amino acids)
Cellular component (GO): membrane
Source: RefSeq, a predicted model, not a curated record